AUGGACAUAAGGUUAUCAAGACUUCGCUUUACAGAACUUGCAUGCUAUCUUAAUUUUACUACAAUCAUAGUUUUGCAAAAUACACCACAACAAUCUGUAAUCGAAACUAUAUCACAAACA
This is a messenger RNA of Cetraspora pellucida, 120 nucleotides long. Lineage: Eukaryota; Fungi; Glomeromycota; Glomeromycetes; Diversisporales; Gigasporaceae. The record is from the annotation of a GenBank genome assembly.